Molecule: messenger RNA, 3919 nt
Organism: Mytilus trossulus (common blue mussel)
Lineage: Eukaryota; Metazoa; Mollusca; Bivalvia; Mytilida; Mytilidae
Product: midnolin-B-like
Exons: 7
Coding region: 321-1421 (366 amino acids)
Cellular component (GO): nucleus
Molecular function (GO): protein binding
Source: RefSeq, a predicted model, not a curated record
CGAGUCUAUUUUCAUGAGGGAUAUCAAUAACAUAUAUACGGAUGAGUUUUAACUUUUUGUUCCAUAUCCAAAUAUUCUGUGAAAAUAAGUGGCAAUAGCCAAAUAUUUCUUAUCGAAUUUAUUUGUUUCUAGUGAACUGCAUAACUCAUUUUUGUACGGAAAGGACUACACUUUACUAUCGAAAACUUAUAUGCACUUAGCAUAUCUUCGUUGGACGUUUCCCAGUUAUAACUCGCUGAACAUAAACAUUUGAUAUUUCAUUGUGUGCUUAAAAUCUUGAAGUGAGUGUGUAAAUUUUAAUAAAGCAAGCAAAUUGGAAAAUGGAAAAUAAGGAAAGUGUAACUUGCUGUCAUGCACAAAAUAACAAUGAUUUUACACGAGCAAACCACACGCGCAUAUUUAUCUGCCCUACAACGGGUGGAAAACUUGAACUCAAAGUGUCCGGAAACGAAACUGUGCAAGGACUGAAGUACUUUAUUUCAAGAAAACUACGUAUACAACAUGAGCGGAUCAAGUUACUGCAUAGAAACAGAUUACUGAACCAUGGUACUCUAAGAGAAAAUAACAUAACAGAUAACAGUAAAAUUACUCUUAUACCGCAUUUAGAAAGUGGAUUAACAUUUCAGAAGGAUGAUUCCAAUGUUUUAAAAGCUUUAGAAAGUUUAACUGAUUCUCAGGUAAAUGAUUUCCUGUCUGGUAAAGCUCCAUUAGUGCUGGGAAUGAGAGUGGCUGACCACAUUGUGUUCAUACAACUCCAACUAUCAACGUACCAAAGUCGUAGACAUCACCGUCCAGCUCCUGUUAAAGUCCCAUCUAAUCCUCCUGUCAAAGAUCAUCAAGAAGUUCCCUCACCGACAACUACUACUCCUGAUCAUAACAGCUUCACAAAUUACAGACAAUAUGAACACUGUGUCAAGAAUACAGAUUUACCAUCAAAUCAUCCAGCCUCAUUACCAUCAUCACAACAUAACUCGGGGGCAGUUAUUCACAGAAUGCAACAUCUAGGCCAAGGCAUAUACUCAGGGACAUUUUCAGGUGUUUUAGACCCUUCUGUUCAAGAGAAAGAUGGGCAGCCAAGACGUAAUAUAAGUACCAUAGCAAAUAUAUUGAAUGAUCUGUUAGGAGCAUCUCCAAACAUAGAUAUAGCUAGGGCUGGUUCUUUAAGAGACCAGUUAAAUAAGACUACCUCAAAGACUCAAGACACAGUUCAACAAGAGGAUGUUGUAAAAGAUGACCCAGUACUGAGAGAAAAAGUGGAACAGCUACAAAGAAUGAUGGGAGAUAGAAAGAAGAGAAGACAAAAUAGAAGACAAACUAUUGCACCUUACAUCAUAGAAUCAACACACCAGGAGAAUAAAGAAAGCAUUUGUGAAACCGCAGACAUUAUCACAACAAAAGAAUCGGAAACUUUAGCUGUCUGAACAGUUCACAACUUUAAAGUUGGUUUUCCCCAUGAAACUGACAUAACUUUUGUUAUUUUCAGUAAAUUCUGACUUUAGAAUUUGUCAGUUUUUCAAAACCAGUGGUUGUUGUAUUCAGUGGGUUAUAAUAUUACAUAAGAGGUUACCAAUGGUAACUGAUGACAAGAAAGCCAAAGAAAGAGCAUGGUCUGUCAUGCAAAAGUAUCAAUGUUUGCUGUGAUUUUUCAGAGUCAUUAACUGGUUGAAAUUAGUUUUGGUUAAGAACUCUUGACUGGUGUUUACAUUUUGUAUAUAUAUUUAUUUGUAUGCAAUCGAGCCAAGAAAGAUAACUCCAGUCCAAUUUAUGCCCUGUCAGAACAAUUUAUUUUCUUUUUUAUUCAAUAGGAAGUUUGCCUUUUUUUUAAAUUUUUAAUAAAGACAACAUUAACAUGGUUAUUUUUCUUUUAUGUAUUCAUGAUUCUUCAAUUAACAUAAGCAGUUAAAUUUACUCAACACAAACUACUUUAAUUCUAUAUUCAUAGCAUUCAUUUGUUAUGCAUUCAAGAUAAAAAGAGUAUUUGUUAAAAAUAAUUUUAUCACAUUUUUUUUUUUAAUUUUACAAUCAUUAUUGUGUGAAUAAGCAUUUCAAACUUUUUACUCCACCCAAAAAGAACCAUAUAUGGUGUUUCUGUAAUUUGUUAUUUCUGGUACCUAUAUUUUUAUUGUAAGUGCAUUCAGAUUCUAAUGUACAUGUAUGUUGUCUAAGUGUUAGUACUUCAUGUCUUGUGAAUUUUAUUUCUGGUAAACAAUUCAUAUAAUUCUAUUUUAUUACCAUAAGAUAUAAGUUGCUUCCUUGACCAAUUAAAUAGUUCAAGAUGGAACAAUUUUAUACACAGCUGUUGAAGGUUCAUACAGUAUAUUGUGAUUGUGUCACACAUUGUAGACAAAAAAUAGCUUCACAAGCAUAUGUUUUUUCCAACAGGCUGUUUAUAUUAAACCUUGACAGCAAUAAUGACAUGCAUUGAAUGAUAAUUAACAAGAAAAAUAAAGUUUUUGUAAUUUAAUGAUUUUAAAACAGUAUGUCAGGUUUAAACUGAAUUAUAUGUAUUGGUUUUAUCUUUAAUCAUGUAAAAACAUAGGACUUUAAUGCAAAGACAGUUUGAAUCGCCUGCCUUUGAUGGUAUCAUUAGGCCAGUAUUGUUUUUUAUAUAACUCGGUCUGUUUAUCGGACUUAGCUUUUGUUGUUUUAUCUAUGCACUGACAUGAAAUAUUUCUGCCACCUCUGUAAAAUUUAAGACCUAGUCUGGCUACUUCAGCAUCUUGCUCUGGUAUUAUUUGUGUAUUUAUUAGGAAAAUUAAGGCUUGAAUAUAAGACUGUUUUAGAAGGACCAGUAGUUCAAGUUAACUGUGAUCCCAUAUAGCUAGGUUAUAUGGAAUACAUUUAAAUGAGCUUAAAAUUGUCAAAAUUUAAGAUUCCAGAUGGUAGAAGAAAGAUAAAUGCUAUAACUCCUAAAAUGUAUACAAGAUCAACUACACAUCACUGCCAUCAGCAAAAGUUUAGACAAUAUCAGUUAAAAUCCUAUUGCAUAUGAUCAUAAAAUGAUCACACAGUAGGAAAAAUAUAGACUGCUACUUUGUUCAGAUAUUGUGUUGGGUAUAUAUUAGGCAAAAAAACACCAAACGAAUCUUAUAAUUGACAUUGUUCUGUUUUCUCAGAAUACUUGUGCUGUGUAGUUUGAUAAUGCAAUCAGACUAGGUCUUUUUCCUGUAGCCAAAACAAAUGACUUGUUCACAUUAAUUAAGAUUGUGUAUAAAGAUAAUGUAUUAGCUUUAAGAGAGUGAAUUAUUAUACGAGGGGAAAGUUUGCUACCAUUAUACGCUCAUUUUAAUUACAUCUACGGGAAAUAUUUAUAAUAUUUGUAUAUAUAUAUGGAUGUUGUGAUAAUUAAAAUAUAACAAUGUGCAAUGUAAAAAUCAUACUGUGAUACACAGAAUAUGAAUAAGAUAGAGAAUUCUAACCCAGCAAUACAUGGUCUAGUAAACAUACAACUAACAAUAACAAUGUCAAUCUAAAUGCAUUCUAAGAAUGUGUAUUCACAGAAUUUUUAUAACUUAUAUUUAUGACGUUUUUAUAUCAAAAAACAAUACUGUAAAUUCAGAAAUUAUUGCGUGCAUUUAUUAUUGCGAUUUGGUCAUUUUACACUGAAAUACGAUUUUAAUUUUUGCGAUAUUGUUAAAAAUCAUGUUUCAUUGAUAUAAAAUAUGAAUAAAUGCGACUUCAAAUUAUUGCGAUCAUAACCCUAUCGCAUUUUUCGCAAUAAUAAAAACAUCGCAAUAAUUUUUGAAUUUACAGUAAUUGUAGGUUUGCUAGACUAAAAUUUUCCUUAUAUCUUUAUUGUUGACAGAAUGUAGAUCAUUUAUAGCCUAACUUAUUGUUCCUAUUAUAUUAUAAAUUAAAUGUUGUUCUGUGGGCUUAAUAUAAAUUAAUAUUUUUAAUUUAAUAAACCUUUUACUCUUUA